UGGAUUUGUGAAACUCUCGCGAACUACUUCAAUAAUUUCUUUUCUCGCUGUUUUAUGAUGUGAAAACGCAAAUGUUGUGGUUUGGUUAGGUCUAGGCACAAAAUCCUCUUGGUUAGGUUUAGGGAAAGCUACUGAUUUGGGUUAAAAUUAUCAGUUGAACGUGGUGUGGGUUAAAGUCACUACUUCCUUACAAAUCUCGCGAGAGUUUUCGCAAAUCUAGGGGUUACCAUCUAGACACGACCCAGAGUUGUUGAAGCACUGAGCAUUACCUUCUUGACAUGUCUGUAAGCAGAGAAGUCUGUAUCUGCGCUGUUUAUUAAUGUGUUAUCACAGUCUUAUAUAUCUAUAACUUUACAGUGACCAGCCGUGAAAAGCUGAAAUGAAGACACUAAUUGUGGGAGUUGGCGGGAUGACCAAUGGAGGAAAAUCCACUCUUUCUAAGAGUCUACAUGAGCAGAUACACAACAGCUGCAUCAUUGCACAGGAUUCAUUUUUUAAGGAUGACUCUGUGGUACCAGUGGACAGCAAUGGUUUUAAGCAAUAUGACAGGCUCGAUGCUCUCCACAUGGACAAGAUGAUGAGCGAGGUUGAAUCAUGGCAGAGAGAUCCUGAAUCGUUCCUGAGGGGACGAAGGCUGACCUCAGCGCACACAGCGCUGUCAGUAAAUGAGGAAGUAUUUGUGCUGAUCGUGGAGGGCUUCCUGAUUUACAACUACAGGCCAUUGAAUGAGCUAUUUGACAAAAGAUACUUCAUGGAAAUACCUUAUGAUGUCUGCAAGAUGAGACGGAGUUCGAGGGUCUACACGCCCCCUGAUCCUCCUGGAUACUUUGAUGGACACGUAUGGCCAAUGUACCUAAAAAACCACCAGGAGAUGGAGAGCAUGGUGUCAGGAAUUGUAUUUCUGGAUGGACUGAAGUCAAAGGAGGAGCUACUGUCUGCUGUGUAUAAAGAUAUUAGUCAGGAAAUAAAAAGGCUCAGGGAGAAAGACUGAAAUUGUUGGAGUUGGAUUUAUUUACCCUCUGAAGGUGACGACAGCUUUGGAAGCAGAUGUCAGGAAAGUUAGUUGUUUGAACUAAUGUGCGACUGAAAGGAUCAAGCCAAAUGCCUCUUUGAUGUUCUGGGAAUACGUUUCAAGUUGAAACAACUGCUGAUGACAAUAAACUGAUGCUGUAGCAUCUGAAAUUGUCCAGCUGGAGAUUGGACAGACACUGCCAGAACCUCAGUGGACUCGAUGUCUUUGCCACUACAGCCAGUAUUUUGAUGUGAGAUUAUACUCUGGGAAACCUAAAUAUAUGAAGAAUCUGAUGUAAUAUCUGUUACUGCAUAGUUUUUUUUAAUGUAUAGGAGGAUUUUGAUCCUAAAGUCUGACUCUUUUCUGACUUUUUUAUCCGUAUACUGUAUAUACACAUACCGUUAACUUGUGAUUUAACUUCAUAUGACCAAAUACCAAGUGUGCAUCAUCA
Messenger RNA from Thunnus maccoyii (southern bluefin tuna), 1463 nucleotides. It is a transcript of the gene nmrk1, whose product is annotated as nicotinamide riboside kinase 1. The coding region runs from base 380 to 991 and encodes 203 amino acids. The record is from RefSeq and is a predicted model, not a curated record. Gene Ontology annotation, cellular component: cytoplasm. NCBI's taxonomy places the organism in Eukaryota, Metazoa, Chordata, Actinopteri, Scombriformes, Scombridae. The transcript is spliced from 8 exons.